Molecule: messenger RNA, 7985 nt
Organism: Hemiscyllium ocellatum (epaulette shark)
Lineage: Eukaryota; Metazoa; Chordata; Chondrichthyes; Orectolobiformes; Hemiscylliidae
Gene: sh3tc2
Product: SH3 domain and tetratricopeptide repeats 2
Exons: 21
Coding region: 1355-5542 (1395 amino acids)
Biological process (GO): regulation of ERBB signaling pathway; regulation of intracellular protein transport
Cellular component (GO): recycling endosome
Molecular function (GO): protein binding
Source: RefSeq, a predicted model, not a curated record
UCAGAGUGUGAUCUUUCUCAAAGUUCUCACUGCUAUGUUAUUUACUGUUUCUGUGUUAAAGUCCUCAAAGACAGAUUGUAAAUGCAGGAAUGAAUGGAUCAUCAGCAUUGCAGCCAGCGGUUGAAAGCUAUUUCUUGGAGCUUGGCUCAGAUCAGGGAUGAAGCUAAAGGGCAUAUGGUAUCCAUUAAGCUCCAUCUGCCUGUUCCCACUUACUUGUGGCAGGAUGCUUCAAGAGUCCCAUCGGGGAGGAGAGAUAAGAGGCACCUGGCAGCUUCACUUCAUCUACUGGCUGGAAAUGAGGAGAGUUGAAAGCACAUGGCGUUUGAGAGUCGCGAUGCUGACACACAUUACUAACCCUCCCUUCAUGUGGGGCAACAGCAUGAACAGCCUUUCGCUGUCUAAUGAAGGUGAGAUAAGGACAUCCGGCCAGAGAAUGAGAGCUGAGAUGUGUUAUCUCUGAUUUCGUGUGCCAAUGAGGAGGAUCAAGUGUCUUUACGUCAUUUUAUUUUAAAUGAUGAAAUCUCAGAGGAAAAAAAUUGCUGUUAAUCGGUGCAUUUGGCUUCCUGUUUCUGUGAAGCUUUUCAGUGUCCUUUCCACUCUGGAGGAGCGGCUGUUCCGGGCAGAGCAGAUUCAGUGACAACUCUUCAGUUUAUUAAACCCCAUUGUUCUAAAGCUGAAGCAAGUUCUUCACCUUGAACCGGUUUUUAAAUCAGUGUGACUGCCGCUGCUUUCUCCUGUUGCCUUUGAAAAAGCCCAGCGAGCGCCAGGGAAUACAUGGCUCAGCACCUCCCACAUACCUAUCCGUGACAGCCUGGAAAUGCACCAUUGUCGCAGUUCUCACAAUCAUCCGACUGAAGUCAUUUGACAAUUAACCUCAUUCACAGCGGCUGCGACGUAAGGAAAUAACACAAAUUGUUAAUCGUUCAACAGGCUUCUCUUUGGACCGGUUGAACUUGCUUCAGUGAAGAUGAGACGGAGCUUGAAACUCAAGAUACAAAUUUCGUGGUGCAGUGCUUCAAGUUAAAGGAUAUUUAGACAUAAGGACUGAAGCAGAAAACACUUGAACAUACCAGGUGAAUGAUAAAGGAAGACUUCAAGAAUAAUGUGACAGGUUAAUUAAUGAAAAUACUGGAGAAUAAGGCAGCUGCCUGUGCACCUUUUAAAUAUAUCAGAAAUUCAUGAUCUAACAACACAAGUUACAAUAAUCUAAGUUUUACUCAAUGAGGAAGUGAUUUGAAAAUCAAAUUCUGGUAAUCACUUAUGCUAAAACAACCACUUAAGUGCCACCAAGGGAGCAAACGUAAUCAAUUUCAGUAUGUUUUCUAAUGUUAAUGGCUAAUUAUAAAUACCACAAAUGCAGAAAACAGAAAGCCAACAGUCUCAUGGGCCCAAAACUGUUUAUAUUGCAAAUAAAAACCGGUAUAAGUCAGAUGUUGUGGAAUCAGCUAAAGAGGAAAACAGAACAAAGGGCCAUAACAAUAGCUUGGAUCUGCUACCAGGAACUGCAAGACACACAGAUCCGCUCAGUGACAGGGUGCUGAACUGUAACAUGCAUCUAAACAACAGUAAUUCAGAAGAAACAAUUCAGUGUGAAACUGACAUAAACCAAACUGGUGGGAUUGAGGGAACUGGUGUGAACACAGCCACUGCAGUGGCUCCAGGGAAACAAUCACCUUUUGUAUCACUUACCUCGUCAGAUUACUGCUGCCAUCUGCAGGAGCUGUCUGUUGAAUCAAAUGCAGAAUCUACACAUGGAGAUAAAAUGGCAACAGGUAGGUGGGAGCAUCAGUCUGAAUCACAGUCAUUGGACCUCAACACAGGUUGUGAAAAAUAUUCUCUGGGAUCAUCUGUGGAACAAGAAUUUCCCAAAGAUGUGACAUUGUCAUAUGGUGUUAUCAGAUCUGGAGUUUGUGAUUCUGAGCUUCAGGAGAGCGCAAGAAGGAGGUUGUGCAUUCUAGAGAGUGAAAACAAGGAUAUCGUAGCAUUGUUUAAUGAAUUGUCAGCAAGACUAUUGUCCAUUCUUGCAGAAAAGGAUCGCUUUAUCCUCACCUUCAAAACUGUAGAAGAAAUAUGGAAAUUUACAACUUAUCUUUCCCUAGGAUUUGUUGGACGAUGUUUGGAGAACUUGUUGUUUGAUCAACACUUCUGGUUGAACGUUUCUCUUGUGGAAGAUGUAAAGAUUCAAGUUGAAGUGAAUGAAGCUGAUUUGUCAAUGAUGUAUCUGGAUCUUCUAUUACAGGAAGGGCCCUUCUUCACCAGAAUCUUAUCGAAUAUUCUGAAGAAUGAAGAGGAAGACGUGCACAUCUGCAAGGAUGACCUCAUCAUGCUUAAAGAUAUUGGAAAUACCUUAAAAUGGGAAGCAACUUCACUUUCGACCAAUGAAACGGGCCUUCUUCCGGUAUCUGCACCACAGGCUCUUCUCUACCCUUUUUACCAAUGGUUCCUGAAGGUCAGAGCAGGAAAAUUCAAUGGAUAUAAGGAAGCUAAACAGCACCGCUUUGCUCAGUCAGUCGGUACUGGUACCUGUGUUGCAACUAUGGAUUACCAAGAGGGUGAGGCAGAUGAAUUGCAUUUCAUUAAAGGAGAAAGAAUUCAGAUCAUCGGCUUCCUACUUUCUAACCUGCAGUGGGUUUUGGGAAAGUCUUUAUCUUCUGGAGAAACUGGGUUUGUCCAAAUAAGACACAUGCAACCUGACCAAUUCACAGCAUUGGCUGCCCAUCUCUUGUUUAUAAGCGAUGAAGAAAAAUCAUCUCUGGUUACCUUUAAAAAACCCGAUGAACAGCAUUGCAUCAAUCUUCUGAACAAGCUCUGCCAAACUGACAUCAACACAGUUUAUCGUUUAGGAGACCUCCUUCAUUCAACAUCGGCAAACCAUCUCCCUUCUGGUCUAGCUAGACUUGUUUGUGGAAGGAACAUUCCUGAGAUAAAUUCUUUUAAACCUAAGGAAUUUCAAGAAUUUGUUCCAGAGCCAGAUCAACUUGAUGAACCGACGUUCUGUAUAGACCGUAAUCUUGAAGGCUUGGAUGAUCCUGCAACCUUUGACCCUUUACUACUAUUCCUAAACCAUGAAGAAUAUGUGGUGCACUUCAAACAAUUCUAUGAUUUGUCCUUUUCCUUUGUAGGGUCUUCUUUAUAUGGGGUAACUGAAGAAAAAGAAGUAUUACAAUAUUUGGAAAUGGCAAGAGAGAUAGCCAAAAGAUACAACAAACAUUGGGCUUAUUCCAGAAUCUGUUUCCUUCUAGGAAGACUUUGUGCGAAAAGGCUCAGGUUCUCACAGGCCAGAGUUUACUUUGAAGAAGCAAUGACUCUGGUGCAAGGGUCAUUUUCUGACUUAUAUCUAUUGACUGCUUUGUAUGUAAACUUGGCUUCUGUGUACUUGAAGCUAAAAAUGAAAGAGAAAUCUCAUAACCUUGUUGAAAAGGCUGCAACUCUGCUCUUGUGCAUCCCUUGCCAUAUUUUUAGCUCGGAGAAUGAAUUGGAGAUACUUAACAUGAUGCUUAAAAAAGCGAUGAUUGCUGAUGAUCAUCUCCUGGAGGCACGUGUCUGUUUUCUGAUAUCAAAACUUUUUUUGGAAAUUGGAAAGUCUGAAGAAAUGUUGCCAUUUGCUGAACAUUUGCAGUUUCUUUCAAAUAAUUUUGGUUCAAAAAGCAAUAUAGUCCCAGUAGAUGUGUAUUUGAUCUUAAGCUCAAUAUAUAAGAAAAAAUGCUUACCAGAACUUGCACUAGCAGCAUUGAGACUUGCUCAACCUGGCUCAAGCAACACGUUGUUUGGUUCUCUGCAGAAGGCUGAUCUGGUCAUGGAAAUAGUCUCAAAAUCAAACUAUCCAGGGUAUUGUAGUUGUCAAAUAGCUACACAAGCUGCAUUUUACCUUCAAGAGGCUUCAGAUCUCUCAACCAAUGUGAGCGAUAUAAUCAUUCAGAGAGACUUGUAUUUCGCCUUGGCCAAUGUAUACCAGCAAUAUGAGUUAUAUGAAAGGGCAAUUGAUUUCAUGACAAAAUCUGCAGAAAUAGCAAAAUGCAUCAACGAUCGGGGAGCUUUCAGAAUCUCUCUUUUUCUUGCUUGGUUGUAUAUUUUAAAUAAUCAGCCUGUUGUGGCAUCUGGAAUAUUGAAUUCCCUUUUGGAAUCAUCACUUCAGACAUAUGGUCCUAUCGAGCUGGGAGUUGUUCAUAACAUGUUGGCAAUAUCAUUAAGAAGGAAAGGUACACUGAAGGAAGCUUUGGAAAACUGCCUGUGUGCAAUAAUGGCUGCAGAAGAGACUGGUAUAAAACAUAACCAAGCUAUUGCUAAUGCUAACUUUGGGUCUCUGACUCUGUGUUGUAAACAUUUAACACUGCCGGAACGCUACCUCAGGAAUUCUCUGAAUAUAUAUUUGGAAAUGCAAGACUGCAGCUUGGAAUCAGAUUGUGUGCAAGUCCUUCUUUGUUUAGGACAAUACUACGUGGACAGAGGCUUGAGGGAGAAUGGUAGACUGAAUUAUGAGCUAGCACUUCUUAUUGCCAUGAAAAUCAAUAGUAUUUAUUGCCAAAUUCAGGCUCUUGAACAACUCUGCAGUUUCUAUGAGAACAUUUUACACAAUAAACAGCAAUGUAGAAUAUAUUAUGAGCACUGGCUGACACUGUCCCAGAAGUUAAAGGACAAGGAGCAAGAGAUGAAAAUUUUGAAAAUUCUAAGCCAUCUUCACCUGUCUUUUAACACACAGAAUUCCUACAGAUUGUCAUUAGAUUAUACCAAACAGAACCUGAGGAAUUUUAUUGAUCUCGGAAUGCAUUACAAGGAAGCAGAGGCAUGGCUGCUGGCUGGAAAGCUAUAUUACCUGAUGGAAAAGUAUGAACUUGUUGAGCUGUACUUUCAGGCAGCUAUACAAACAGCACAACGAAUGGAGGAUCUGCACUUUAUAAUGAAAAUCAAUGAAGCAGCAGGGGAUGUGUUUUACAAUGGGCCUAGGGAGCGAGAGAAAGCAAUAUCAUUUUAUAGGACUGGGGCAAUACCGCUGGCUAGGAUGACAGGAGAUAUUGAUGCAGAGCUCAGACUUUUUAAUAAAUUGACUGAGCUUAGUAUUAUACUGAACCGUUUAGAACAAGCCCUAGAAUAUGCAAUUGCAGCUGUAAGACUCAGCAUAAAUACUGGAAGCCAACUGAAAGAACAAAUCGCUUUUUAUCGACUAGCAACAGUGUACUACUUAUACCAGCAGUAUGAGAUGGCUGAGAACUAUUACCUGAAGGCGUUGUCACUCAGUCCCUACACAUUGCAAUCUGAUAAAGAAGCAACGUACUACAUGAAGGUUUACUUGAGACUAGGUGACAUUACACUCCACAAACUCAAGGAUGCACAUGAUGCUGCUGGCUACUUCCAUUUGGCUUUUGCUGCAGCUACUGAAAUAGGGAACAAGCAAGAUUUGUUUACUGUUUCCACCAGACUUGCCAACAUUUAUAAGAACUACAUUGUAAAUGAAGAUCUGCAUUUGCAGUUUGUUCAGCAAGCCAAGGCUCUUAGCACUGAGUUACACAAAUGCAAAAAUAAUCCCGUGAACAAGCUAAUGUGAAGAUACAUAAGAUAUAGAAUGAACUCCUACUUCAACUCCAUUUACUACAGCCAUUAUUUGUUUGAAAGGAAUUGUUGUAUACAGAUGCAUUUACUUUCCUUUUACAUUCAAGAACAAGUAUGAAGACCAAAGACCCAUAUUGUAAGAUCAUCAGGGUUAAAAGCAAAAGGAUGUUACAAGCAUCUAAAUAAGUGGUAACUGGGAGAGGACAAGUCAAAUUCUAAGAGCCAGGGAAUUAAGCAGAAGAAAAGAUGGAUGGAAGAAGAUGCAAUCCACAGUUUUCAGUUUCUUGGGAAUAAUUAGAUCACAAUGAUUAUCAAGUUAUUUUGUUCUAUUCUGAUAACCAAAAUGAAAACCAGAAACAUCUAGUAGUGAUAGGAUUAAUGUUUUCUUCAGAUUAUUCUAUAAUAGUCAAAAUAAAUUAACACUGCUGAAUGCUUACAAUAGCCAGGCAGUUAGAGAGCUAGAUUAAUUGAGCACAGUAUUUUGGAAACAUUCCAAUAUUGUAGACUCCAAUAUGUUUAGUUUUACUUUUGUAAAUGAUUCUGAAUGCUAUGAUUAUUUAAGACAAAAAUUAAGAUUAUAUAUUGAGCUUAUAGAACUACAAAAUUCAGCAUGCUAACAAUGGUAACUUAUGAUUGCAUUAACAAAAAAAAAACUAUUGGUGCCAAUUUUUUCUAUAAUGCAUGCAAAAGUGCAAGUGAAGAUAUAUGGCUGCUUCAUAUAAAAAUAAGCUGGAGUUCAUGAUGGCCCUAUGAAAUCAAAAGUUCUUUUUAAAAACUGCCAUUUUGGAAAAACAACACUACAAGACAUAUUCACAGUAAUACAACAUUCUUACCUCAUUCCUGACAAGCUGUCAUAUCUAAUCUGCCUUUCUUUUCAUUUUUUUACCUAUUGGGAGAUCCUCAAAUAGAUGCAUUUAGAAAUGUAGAAAUAAUUAUUGUAAAUUUGCUCUUUUCCUGAACUCUUUAUAUGACAAGUACUUGAACAUUCCCCUCCAAAAGGUGUUCACCUCUAAGUACCACACUUUGUAUAUGCAACAGUGACAUACAGUCUUACUAAGAAUACACUUCAGGGAAAACAAGUAUUAGAUUUUCUCUUAAACUGAGAUAUAAUAUCAUGAAAUCCACAAAAGAUAUGGAAUAAAUAUUUGACUGAGAAUAUUAUCUUCAGCUAAAUUACUUACAUUUAAAACAAUUUGAAUAUGAUUAGUUUUGUGAAACAGCCAAAAAAAUUCAAAGUCUUGUAUGUGCCACGGAUAUAAAUGGAGAAUGAGUGUAAGCAGAAAUUCCACAGAUGUAAUGAUCCUAUCAUUUUUGAUAGUAAAGAGUGACCUGUGAAGAUACACCAUAAGUUAUAUGGGCGGCACAGUGGUUAGCGCUGCUGCCUCACAGUGCCAGCGACCCAGGUUCGAUUCCUGCCUUAGCCGACUGACUGUGUGGAGUUUGCAUAUUUUCCCCAUGUUGUUGUGAGUUUCCUCCCACAGUCCAAAGAUGUGCAGGUCAGGUGAAUUGGCCAUGCUAAAUUGCCUGUAGUGUUAGGUGUAGGGGUAUGGGUGGGUUGGUGUGGACAUGUUGGGCCGAAGGGCCUGCUUCCACACUGUAAGUAAUCUAAUAAAUUAAUCUUGUAAGAAAGUUCUUGUCAUGGUACUAGUUUCAUUUCAUCAACCAACUCUGGUAGCUAUAGAAAUUAGACAGCUAAUUUCUCUUUUAUAUUAUUGUAAAUAUCAACUGACUUGUGCAAGCUUGAGAAAAAAUGAAAAUACGAUUUGCAGAGAAUGAGGAUGAUGUGAACAGUGUAGAUUGUUUAAUAUUUGAUACAUGAUAGGUCAAAUCUAUCAUUACCUAACAGUAAUGUGAACACAGUAUUUUUAUAUUAAAAUGUUUUAUCUAACAAAAUAAAAACUUUCUUUUAUAUUUUUAUAUCAUAAGAUGGGCAACUGUUGAAAUACUAUCUUUGAUUGAUAACAAUAUCAUGGCAGAAGAUCAUGCAAUUAUUAUAAUACAUUAUAAUGUCAAAUGUAGGAUCAAAGUGUUUUUUUAAUGAUAACCAAUACAUUUGAACAAUGUUUUGUAAGGUUUUAGGAUAACUUUUCUCUUUGAUUUUCAUAAAAGAUUUGAUCUCGGUUGCACAGCAAAUUGUAUCUUAGAUCAGUAACUGUACAGCUGUCAGCAAAACAAACUUGAAUUAUUUCUCACAAUUAAUAUGUCAGUACACCUAAAAAGGAUAUGUUGACAGUAUCAUCGCUACAACAUAGCAUGGGACUUGAGUGUAUAAAGAUCUCAGACUCCAUCUUAAAUGGGAGCCACUUGAAGAAUGACAUGCUGAUGGAAGUACACCACUCUUUGUAGCUGAAUAGCUCAAUAUUAGCCAAGAUAUGGAUAUGACUUUGAAUAUAUUGCUGUAUACAUUAAUGAACUGUAAUAAAUAUCUGGCAGGUCUU